Suillus clintonianus is the source of this 350-nucleotide messenger RNA. RefSeq lists its product as uncharacterized. The record is from RefSeq and is a predicted model, not a curated record. Gene Ontology annotation, biological process: mitochondrial electron transport, cytochrome c to oxygen. NCBI's taxonomy places the organism in Eukaryota, Fungi, Basidiomycota, Agaricomycetes, Boletales, Suillaceae. The coding region runs from base 75 to 302 and encodes 75 amino acids. The transcript has 3 exons.
CGGAGGGCCUUCUGAGUUCUAACUAACUUAGCACUCAAGCUCUUCGACUCAACAUCACUGCCCUCAUAUCUCCAAUGCUCGCCCGCGCACCACACUCCUUGCGUGCACAAGUCGCGCGCACUCGCGUUGCCUCUCCUGCACGCUUUGUGCAUGGUCACGGGGAAUAUCAUCACUUGCCAUUCCAGUGGCCUGGAAAGAAACGAUUGGCGUUCGGUAUCAAGCUCACUGCUUUCCUGACAGUAGGAUUCAGCAUUCCUUUCGCGGCUGCUAAAUUUCAAUUGAACAAGUCUGGUGCAGCAUAGACGUGUGUAGGGCAUUCGAUACACAACACAGCGUUUGCGUCUUGUCAC